This is a messenger RNA of Hordeum vulgare subsp. vulgare (domesticated barley), 3444 nucleotides long. RefSeq names its product meiosis-specific protein PAIR3-like. The transcript has 11 exons. Gene Ontology annotation, biological process: meiotic cell cycle. The record is from RefSeq and is a predicted model, not a curated record. Lineage: Eukaryota; Viridiplantae; Streptophyta; Magnoliopsida; Poales; Poaceae. The coding region runs from base 345 to 3047 and encodes 900 amino acids.
CAGUCGUCCCUCCUCUCCUGCCCUGCGACCGCGACCUCAAUUUUGAAUUCCCUCCUCCAUCCUCAAUUCUCCACCAAACCCUAGCCCUCCCUCCGCCGACCUCCGCCACCGCCUCCACCGGCCAGACGCCACCACCGGCCAGACGCCGCUAAGAAGCUGCCCAUCCAGGCCCAGAUCGAGGCCCCCGCCUCCCCGCCGAGCGCCGCACGAGCCCACCGCGGGAGCCGCCAAGGUUCCCCGCGCGCGGACGAGCGCGGACCGGCCGUACGUCGACGCCGGAGACACCCGUCGAACCCGAGCUUUAACUCUGGUUAAUUUGGUCUAUUAUUAUCCCGGAAGCUGCAAUGACGGAGAUCGUGCUGCCGAAUAUGCAGAAAGCUGCAUCAAGUGAUUACUGGAGUUUGGCCAGCAACCAGUAUCCAUCUGGUAAAUUUCCUAAGGUAUCAAUUGGCAUCCCUAUUCCAAGGACAGGCUCUGUAUCAGGAAGCAGAGAUGCUGCUGCUGCUGCUGCUGCUGCCCCUGCAUUCGAGAGGAACCCAUCUCAAGGAACUGAUGGAAGAUCUAGACCCCCAAAAGCGAAAGGUCAUAAUGCUUCACUCCGGGUCUCACAAGAAGCUGCAAACCAUGGCGGAUCUGCUACAGAGGCACCUGAAGCCGCCCAUGUUAGGGGUUCUCUAUCACAACCUGAUGACCAUGCACGUGAGCAAACCGGAACCUUUUCCUUUGGAACAAGAAAAGAACAAGGCAGCCAGCUUGACCAACUGCAGAAGACAGCCUUUGUGAAUUCACAAGGAAAGUGCCAAGUGGAAUCUGCAGAUAAGACCAAGCCCAACAGUGAAGUUCUCAGGAUGAAGCUGUGGGGGAUUCUUGGCACAUCACAGACCAAGCAGGCUGUUGCUUCACCAAACCUUGAAGACAUUGAGACACCUGACCAGCCUAAAAGUCUAACCACCAAUGUACCAUCUUUAGGGAUCAAGAAGGUUUACACAUCACGUUUUCCUGAUAUUAUCAAGACACCUGAUCUGCUCAACUGUCAAACAGCUACCUAUGCAAAGAGCAAACCAUCCUCUGAUCCAAUUGAGUCAGAUUCUGAUACUCCACAAGUAGUUGAAAUAAGGCCUGUUACUCGCAACUUGGGUCGCAAGAAAGCACCAGCAGCCUCCAAGAAGCAGGAUAAGAGCCAGAGUGCAAAGAAACCAUUGCCUACUUCACGUUCUGCACCCAAGCAGAAAAAACUGGACAGCGUGUUUGUUUUUGAUGAGAAAUGCACACCCAAAACCGUGGGGAAAUCUGCAAAUGGUAACUCUGGCUGCUUGAGAAAUCUUAGAAGCUCAAGUAGGAAGGCUAAAGCAGAGCUUAAGAAGGUCCAUUGUUCUGACACGAUUUCUGACAAGAUCACACAGGAUGCUAGAGGACAGCUAUCUUCUAGAAAUGCACCAUCAGAGAAUAAGGGAGAGAAAACCACCUCCCUUUCCUCUUUGUCCCGAACUGGAAAAACUGCUGAGAGCCGUUCUAGAAGCCCUACAAGGGAGAAACGGCUGAAUGGAAUGGCUAAAGUUGGGCCUCAGAAGAUGCAGUUGUCAGAGAAGUUGCUGCCCAAGACACUGAAUGAGGGUGAAGAUAAGCUCUCUUCGCAGAAAAUUUCAUCAAAGAGCAAGGAAAAUUAUUCUUCAGUGCCGCACCGGAAGGAGAAUUCUAAUUUGAGCAAAGCUUCAGUCAGAAGCCCUCAGGCACAUAAACCAGUGGGAAAUAAUUUGAAGUCGCCACCAUCUGGUGCUGCAGCUGCCAGUCCAUCACCUGAACCGAAAAUGUACCCACGGGGCAAUGAGGCAAGUCCCCAGAUAAAUGGUAAACCAUCUGGCGCUGCUAGUCCAUCACCUGAACCGAAAAUGUACCCAUGGGACAAUGAGGCAAGUCCCCAGAUAAAUGGUAAACCAUCUGGUGCUGCUAGUCCAUCACCUGAAGCAAAAAUGUACCCAUGGGACAAUGAGGCAAGUCCCCAGAUAAAUGGUAAACUUGGAGAGAAGUUUGCCAGUCCAUUGGCAGACAGAUUCAGAGACAUGGGAGAUCACUUUGCAAGUCCUACUUUUGCGACUAAAGUGCUACAUGAUGACACAUACAGCCCCAAGUAUCCAAAAAGUGUGAACAGGUCAAGAUCAAGUUCCUAUGCUUCUGAUCCAGGAUCUGAGCCAUCGGAUGGGAUGGAUAAAACCUAUGAGUUACCUAAAAGUGAAUCUCCCAAUUCUUCAGAAGAAAGAGAGAACAAAAAGCAACCAGAUCUUUCACCCAUUUUGCCAACUGAAGAUGAAACGGCUCAAAUUUCUGUUCCAAGCUUUGGGAAAGGAUAUAAAUCUCGCAAAUGGCUUUCAGAUGUAGAUAGCCCUGAUAAAUCUCCUCCAUUAAAAUUGGAUAGGAAAUCACGUGAUGGUAAAAGAGCCAAACGGCGCUUACCUUCGCCUGUUCCUUUUGCCACUUCUGGAACAGAAGAAACUAUAAUGUCAGAGAAAGAACCAGUGCAAUGUCCAGAUGACUAUCUAACCAGGGCUUUUGAUGAGUUACUGCUGGUGCUGGGAAGGUUUCAAACCAAGAUCAAGUCUGAAACAAGAAAUAGAAGUUCUGAGAUACUGUCAGCUACUGGAGAGAUAAUUCGCCAGCACCUCGAGGGAGUUGAGGUGCAGAUGCAGGAUGAUGUGGAUAAGCUGGUCAAUGCAGGAAAAUCUAAAAGGAAGCGACUAAACUCAACAUUUGAAGAGCAACAAGAACAGUUACGGGUUCUUCAUGAGAAGUUUAAGGAGGAGGUUAAUCAGCAGUUGCUUGGUUGCAAGAACUCUCUCGAGGAACUUGAGGCCUAUCAUUCAGAACUUAAGGGAGUAGCUGAGAAGCAAAAAGCAUCACACAAGAAGCUCCUCCAACAAGCCGAGAGCAGAGUUGGUACUCAGCUCAACGACGCUGAAAUCAAAAUCGCGAAGGUUCAGAAGAGAGCUCGGAGGAAGAUGAAUGGCCUAAAACACGUGCUCAAGGAGCUCAUCACCGAGACCGCAGAUUGAUCCAGCUCACCUGCUCUAUAGGACAGAAGUAGAUAGCUAAGGCGAAACCUGUAGGGCGCGACACCACAUCACAAACAGCAGGUCGACGUACGGGUUAUAUAUAUAUAUAGAAGGAUGGUGCCAGAUCGCAUAUCGGGUUACUUUGCUUACAGUUACAGUUUGAGAAACUAUGCCAAGUAGUAUGAGGCCAUCUAUCCAUGGUUCCAUAGCAUACCGUUUCACCAUCUCUACCGUUUUGCGUCGAUGAAUCCUUAACUUAACCAUGCCGCUUUUCUUUCAAUGAACCGUGUCCUGGUAUUGUUUCUUGUUUCCAGACUGGGUAAUGUAAUGAUCAAGUACAAAGUCGCAAAUGCUUAAGUUGGAAUUGCUGCCAUGUGAAUGUGAUGGUUUAAAUCAA